AUUCUGGUUUAGUGCAAUGAAGUGCUUCUGUCAUGACUUUUUUUCAGCUUAAACUUCAGGUGGAUCAUCCAGAAGUGUAAUGCAUUCAUUUGAGAAAAAAAAGUCUGUGCUGUUUUUCUGAAAAAGAGAUAAUUCAGAAAUCUCUUUAAUUCAGAAAAACAGGAUUUUCUCAAAGAAAUCUUUAAAGAUUUUGAGAUAAUGAUCUCUUUAAUUCAGAAAAACAGAGCAGAAAUUUAUUUUUCUCAUGAAAACUUUUCUCAUGAUUCUGAGAUAAUGAAUGACUUUUUUUCUCAAGUGAAUGCAUUACACUUCCAUAGGAUCAUCCAUAAUUUUAAGCCAUUUCCAGCAGCACUGACACCAUUAUGACAUUAUUUUGACCAUUGCCCUUUUAUGUUAGAGCUUAGCAAUGUGUUUUUAACUAUUAAAACCAACCUGUAAAAACUACAAAAUGGUAUUAAUUUGUGCUUUCUUUAAAGUGAAAAGUAAAAAUACUUAACUGGUGACUAUAUUGACGUGGGAAAAUUUGCUCCAGCUGAAAAUGAAAAUGCUCCAGUGGUUGAGUGUGGCAGGUGGUUUCCCAAGUUUCAGUAUACACAACUUUCAGUUCACGCCUUUUUUUUAACGGGCUAUGUGUGAGCACAUGAGGGGGAGGAAGUGGGCGUGACAAGAGCCAUAUCUUCUUCUUCGGUGUUGCAUCUGGUUUAACACAUCCUCUACUAAUACAGAAGGACUAAGUAGUGAUCAAAAAUGCCUUCUAUAUUUCUCCACUGUUAGUUCGGCUCUAAGUUUUAGUGGAAGAAGCCAUUUUUCUUUGAAUAACCUAAAAGUAGAAAUCAUGGUGAUGCCGAGCUUGUGUCAGACUGCCUUCACGGUACUCCGUCAGGUAGAGCCGAUUAUCGUGCUCGAGGAGCUGGGCAGCACUCUCUUCGACACCGCCCUGCAGAUGGUAGUCAAGGACCGGAGUGCCAACGCCACCUACCCCGAUAUCUCCAGGGAGGCCAGCCAGCAGAAAGCCAUGACGGACUUCUUCAUGACCUACAACCUCAUCAUCCGGCUGGUCCCGAUCAUUCCUGCGCUGCUCCUCGCCAAGUUGAGCGACCGCGGCAGGAGGAAAGCUCCCAUCGUGGUGCCCCUGAUUGGGUACGUGUUGUCCAGGCUCGCCCUUCUCCUGGUGGUCAUCUUCCGUAUGCCGGUGGAGGUGAUGUUCGGCGCGGGGGUUGUUUUCGGGCUCUCCGGCGGGUUCUGCGCCUACUGGCCCGGUGUGAUGACGCUGGCGUCGCUCGGCUCCACGGCGACUGACCGGUCCAAGGUGAUGAUGAGGGUGGAGCUGCUGUAUGGGACAGCAGGUCUGGUGGGCAGCCUGGUGUCGGGUCAUCUGUUCCAGCUCUACAGCUCCAGUCUGGGACAUGGGAUCGUCCUGCUCAUUGUGAGCAUACUGCUGCACCUGCUCUGCCUCAUAUUCUCCAUAGUCCUGCUGCAGGUAAAACAAGUUUACAACAACGAGCCUGAUGAGAACUGCCAUGCCCUUUCUCAAACCUCUGACGAUGCUGCUGUUGUCGAGUUUCCUGCUGGGAUAAACGUGGUCAACGUGGUUCUGCUUUUCUUGGCUGCCAUCCUGUACAACUUUGCAGUGGGUGGAGCCAUAGAAAUACUGGGUGUCUUUGUGUUGAAAGAGCCGCUCAGCUGGAGCGCCACUCAGGUUGGUUAUGGGAACGCAGCAGGCUGCAUGAUUUUCCUCACCAGUUUCCUCGGUGUCAUCCUGUUCCGUCGCUGCUUCAGCGACAUCAUGCUCAUCCUGAUCGGCAUGCUGUCGUUCACCUCUGGAAUCUACUUCAUGUCCUUCGUGACGACAACCUGCAUGUUUUACCUUGCUCGCUCACUCAACCUGUUUGCUCUCAUCCCGAUGCCCACGAUCAGAUCUCUACUCUCACAGCAGGUUCCAGCAUCCUCAUGUGGCACCACUCUCACCUCCCUGCAGCUGGCUCUGAAGUUUGCUGCUCUGGCUUACAUCCCUGCCUUUACUAAGAUCUAUCAGAGAACCCUGGACUGGUUCCCAGGCUUUGUCUUCAUGCUCUCCAGCAUCUUUACCGUACUGGGAAUGAUACCCAUCAGUAUCGUCGGCUGCAGAUCACCUGAUCAGAGGCGACAGUACGAAAGGAUCUAGUGAGACUGAGCAGCAGUGAGUUAGCACUCGUACGACACACAUGGGAAGUGAAACGUGGAGUAAGCAAGACUAUAACUGUAGACGCUGCAGUAAAGGGGCUCCUGCACUUAAGCUGUUACAGGAGGAACAAACAGAAGUCGUAUUUUUACAUGAGCAUUUUAUGAUACAGCCAUUAUAUAAGGCCUGUGUGGACAGAUGACUCGCCCUGACAGGUGGCACUGCAUGAAAAUAUCUCAAACCAGACUGACAAGAAGAUAUGAAAAGUGAAACUGUUGAACUUUUCAACCGAGUUGCAAGCAGAUGACAUGAGCCAAUGGAUUUCAUCAACUAGUGACGUGUCCACAACAAUACGUCCAUGGUGAUUUCAACAUAACGUAGACUUUUCAGGGAGUGUGUCAGACAUGAAAAGUCCCUUAUGAGCACUGCUGAAAAUAGAGAGGAGAAAUUUGAUUUCAUGCAUUUAAUCACGUUUGCUUUUGUGAACCAGCUCAAGCUACAGGAUCACAUUAUUUCAUUAAUAAAUAUUUCAUAUAUUUGGUUCAGUUCUGACACCUAUAACAGAGCUUUGCAGGGAUUUCAGGGAUUUUCAUACACAUUGCUUGGAAGUUAAAUUUCCAGUUGUCACCGCAUCUGCUGUUGUAGUAUAUGUAAUCUUAUGAGAUUUUAAAUAUCAGACAUCAGAAGUUCAUAUUCCAUUGUGAUUGCAGAUUUUGUUUUCUUCUUAGUUUACAUUUUGUUGUUAAUUGUAGUUUUGGUUACUAGUAGUGAGAGUGUGACCAAAUCAGGAUCAAAAUCUGCUGCUGGGUGGCGUUAGUGUUUCUGUACUUUAGGAUGGUUUACAGAACUGUUGACACACUCUGUUCGUUACUUUAAUUGCAGAGUUUUUUGCGUUGUGGUUCCAAUUACCAAUCACGGGAAAAACUUCAUUUGAAAGUCCCUCAUACUGACUUACCUUCAAAAAACUAAGGUCUGGAUAAAUUGUCUAGAAUUAAAAUAUAUGCACUUUAUGGUAUGUGGUGCGCAACACAACUUCGAAACCUGCAGGUCAGGACAUGCUGACAGAGCAAAAGAAAUAUGUUUUAAAAUGACAUUCGUGUUUUUAUGAUUUUUUUCACUUGUGAUAUUAUUUUAUAUUGUGAUAUCUCCUUUUAAUUUUGCAUUUGGUUGUAAAGCACUUUAAACUGCACUAACCUAUAUGAAAGGUACUAUACAGUUUGAUAAUGUGCUACUUUGUCUGUUUGCAGCCAAAUUGCCUGUGCAUUAAAUUAUCACAGUAUAUUUUAAAAAGUCAGAAACAAAACAAUGAAAUUGUCAUGUUGAAAUGUCAUAUUUUGUAAUAACUACAGAUGGAUUUGAAUAUUUUUUAACUAGAGUAGUUGUACCUGAAGUGACCUUGUCGCCCUGUGAAGAGGUUUGGUAAUCUCAGCAUGUCUUGUCAUCUUGUUUUAUGGUUUUUAAAGGUAGAGCUGAAGGGAAGAAGGCAGCCUGCAGUAUCAUUAUUUCGACUUAAUGAAUUCAUUUAUUAUUGCAUUUUUACAUGUUAUGUGACACUUUAAAAAGCACACAUACAAAAGGAUUGCUGUCAGUGUUAUUACACAUAAGGUACAAUUUAUCAUCAAUCUACAGUUAUGUUGUAUAAAAGUAUAGUUUCUGUUUCUUUUAAAAAAAAUAUUCCUCAAAACAUUUUUGUUUUGAGAUCUCCAAUUUGAUUUUGUCUGUGUGAAAGUAACUGAAUACAAUGUAUUAUGAAAUUCACUUUAAUUCUGCAAAUAAAGAAUUUAAAAUGUA
This is a messenger RNA of Seriola aureovittata, 3952 nucleotides long. Its product is annotated as thymic stromal cotransporter homolog. Lineage: Eukaryota; Metazoa; Chordata; Actinopteri; Carangiformes; Carangidae. The transcript is spliced from 7 exons. Gene Ontology annotation, biological process: transmembrane transport. Gene Ontology annotation, molecular function: transmembrane transporter activity. The record is from RefSeq and is a predicted model, not a curated record. The coding region runs from base 836 to 2164 and encodes 442 amino acids. Gene Ontology annotation, cellular component: membrane.